UCAGGGUCUUUUCCAGUGAGUCAGAUCUUCGUAUCAGGUAGUCAAAGUAUCGGAGCUUCAGCAUCAGUCCUUGCGGUGAAUAUUCAGGGUUGAUUUCCUUUCGAAUUGACUGGUGGGUUGCCAUUAAGAGCUCAGAGACCACAGACUCAUUGACUCUUGUCAACAAGUUUAGUUGGGCUAAAAACACACAAGACUGUUGGAAAGUGUGUGCAACUGCAGAGGUUUGAAAAAGCCCAUGUUUAUGGGCAUCAGUCCACUGCAGAACUGCAGGGACUUAAACGUCCCUGCCUCCAGGAUUAACUGGAGUGUGUCCCCUUAGUGAUGGUACAGCACUGUCUGUCCUGAUGUUUGUUGCAAGUUGAAUGGAAAAGCACAGUGAAGUCAGGGGUAACUGGCUUAAGUGCCCUGGCUGCCCAGACACCCGAGUUGGUGGCACCUGAUUUGGCCCUUACAUCCUAGAGCGCUGGUCCUGUGUGGAGGAAGUGAAGCCCUCAGACACCACGGGGUUACGUGCUGUGAGGAGCUCAAUCGUGCUGAGCCGGCUCCCAGCAGACAAGUGCCCACGUUUUCAUCUGCCCCACUCCGGUCCUGCAGAUUAAGAAUGUCCCAUAAGAAAUCACAGCUUUGUUGCAGAGCCAAUGUUUACACUCAAGUGCCUGACGGUGGGUGGGGCUGGGUGGUCGCGGUUUCUUUUUUCUUCGUUGAAGUCUUCACCUACGGCAUCAUCAAGUCGUUCGGCGUCUUCUUCAAUGACUUAAUGGACAGUUUCAGUGAGUCCAACAGCAGGAUCUCAUGGAUCAUCUCCAUUUGUGUGUUCGUCUUAACAUUCACAGCCCCGCUCUCCACGGUCCUGAGCAGCCGGUUUGGACACCGCCUGGUGGUGAUGCUGGGCGGCCUGCUGGUCAGCGCGGGCAUGGUGACAGCCGCCUUCUCGCAGAAGGUCUACCACAUGUACAUCGCCAUCGGCGUCGUCUCUGGCCUGGGGUUCUGCUUCAGCUUUCUGCCGACGGUCACCAUCCUCUCACAGUACUUCGACAGGAGACGCUCCGUGGUCACGGCGGUUGCUUCUACGGGAGAGUGUUUCGCCAUGUUUGCUUUCGCACCAGCCAUCACAGCCCUGAAGGAGACGGUGGGCUGGAGGUACAGCAUGCUCUUCGUGGGGCUCCUGCAACUCAACCUCGUGGUCUGCGGCGCGCUGCUCAGACCCAUCGUCAUCGUCGGCGCACCGGGGACCCCCAAGACCCCCGCCCCCGAGCACCGGAAGGAAGCGCAGUACAUGCUGGAGAACGAGAAAACCCGCACCUCCAUCGACUCCAUCGACUCAGGAGUAGAGCUAACUACCUCACCGAAGAACGUGCCUGGCCACCCGGCCGUGGUGGAGCCCGCGGCCGAGCUGCAGGCCCGGGGCCGGCCCGGCCCCCCGCUGCUGGACUUCUCCGUGCUGACAGAGAGGAGCUUCAUCUGCUACACGCUCUUCGGGCUCUUCGUGACGCUGGGCUUCUUCGCCCCGUCCCUGUACAUCAUCCCGCUGGGGCUCAGCCUCGGCCUGGACCGCGACCGCGCGGCCCUGCUGCUGUGCGCCAUGGCCGUGGCCGAGGUGUUCGGCCGCAUUGGAGCGGGGCUGGUCCUCAACCGGGAGCCCAUCCGCAAGGUCUACAUCGAGCUCAUCUGUGUCAUCCUGCUGACCCUGUCCCUGUUCACCUUCACCUUCGCCACGGGCUUCUGGGGCCUCAUGGCCUGCAGUGUCUUCUCAGGGGCCAUGAUCGGGACCGUGGCGGGCACCCACAUCCCGCUGCUCGCCGAGGACGACGUCGUGGGCAUCCAGAAGAUGUCGUCGGCGGCCGGAGUCUACGUCUUCUUCCAGAGCAUCUCGGGGCUGGCCGGACCCCCCCUUGCAGGUCUGCUGGUGGACCAGAGCAGGAUCUACAGCAGAGCCUUCUACUCCUGUGCGGCCGGGAUGCUGGUGGCCGCCGUGUGCCUCGCCCUCGUGAGACCCUGCAAGCAGGGACUGUGCUGCCGGCCCCGAACCCGGGAGGGCAAGGCCGGGGGUCCCCGAGGGAAAAAAGCGUUGCAGGACAUACCCGAAGACUUUCUGGAGAUGGACCUGGGGAAGACCGAGCACAGAGCUCCUGCAAGAAUGGAGCCCGUCUGACACCCGCGUCCAUCACUGCAGCACCCCGGGGCCGGGGAGGGCGUGGGGCGGGGGGCCUGGGCGGCAGAGCAGCGGACCACCCGCCCGCUUUCCGACUGCACUUCAAAGGGAAUGUAUGUGAGAACCACUACCAACAUCCGUCUUGUUUUCUUCUUAUAAGUUUUCUUUUUUGCUUGUUUUUUACACCAAAACAAAAGCAGUGGAGCUCCUUUCUGUGCAUCAGCCUGGCUGGGUUCAGCAGCAACACAAAGACAGGCAGGAGGACUCUGGGCCACAUUCCGGUUUUAAAAUAGGGACAUGAAUUGGCAAAGUGGUUUGAAGAGCUCUCACGUUUGAUAAGCCGCUAUCGUAGAAAAUGACAUCUGGCCCAGGCCACUGAAAUGAAAUCAGCCACUCAAAAAAAAAAAAAACAACUUACAUCAUUUAAAAAAUUCCUCAUUUUCAGAAUUAUGAACAAGUUGUUUAAAAACCUUUGAAAAAUUCUGAGGUUUCCAUUAACACGUUAGGGCCUCUGAAUUUUCCAGAUAUUCCAUGGAAACAAAGUAUAAGACCAAACCUUUGGCCAGUAAAUGGAAAUGUUUUAAAAUAUACAUUAACUUGAACUUCAGAAAUGUGAAGAUGACCACUUCUUUGUGCGGCCAGUCAUUUACCAGUAUUUCAGUACAGACCACACAGCAUGGCAUUCAGAAAUGAAUUUCCUAUUGCUUUUUAAUUAUUCAGAAAUAUGUGAUUGUAGUGUCUUUAAUUUAAACCACUAUUUAUUAUUAAGUUAUUCUAGAAUGAAUAAAGUAAUCAAAAGAAAGUCUGAGACAUAAGCAGAAUUUUUACCUCCCUUCUGCAAUCCUUGACAUGCCUCUUAACUUGUAAAGUUACUCUCUAAAAGGCCAAGUUGUAAGGAUUCUUCAUUUUAAUGGCAAUGUGUGUGAGUGAAAGGGGGCAGGGGGAUGAACAGCAAAUCGCCUUAGCUUUUUUAAAUGAUUUAUCACCUAAGAAUACUUGAGGAUCUUCUUUGAUCAGAAUUAUAUCUCAUUGAAUUGUUGAAGCAUUUGAUUUUUUUUUUUUUACUAUCUCGCUGUUGAAGCAUUUCUGUAUUUCACAAGGGGUAGCAGAGACAUUUAAUUCGCCGUCAUGAGUUAUGUCCUAGAAACCUUGAUUGCUCUGCGUUGCAGGGUCAUCGGGUGAGCCGGUCACUGUUCUUUUUGGCAUCACACUACACGGAUAGUAUUUUUUUUUCUGUAAAAGGGCAGGUUAUGAGGGGAACAGGUGGGCUACGGACUCACGUGUCCUGAUCUCAUUCUGCAGGUGACGGUCAGAGCCGCUGCUCCAUCUCUACUCAUUUUACUGUUAAUUUUUGACAACUCAGGGGGAAAAAAAAUAUAACAAGCCUAGUUUGGUUCCAGGUACACACAAGCUUGAAUGUUUCUCUGCACUGAGACAAAAGUGGCAUAGCUCACCACCGCCUGCUACAUUUUUGUAUAGUGCUGGAUCAGCCAUAGAAAUAGGACAAUCUGUAGACCCUGGGGAGGGAGGGGAGGAGGCAAUCACCGAGAGUCCGUCAGAGACAGGCACAGCUGGGACGGGGCGGACGGGGCAGGCGGGGCAGAUGUCACUGCCCAGAGGGACUCGAAGCUUGUGGCACGUUUGCAGGCUCCAUGACUUCAGCACUUUACUACGUUUUUUACUAUGAAUGUUCGAUACAAUUUAAUAUUUAUAACUGGUUUCAGAGCGAUCUGCUCAAGACGUCCAUUCUGUUAAAUGCAUGGGAAAAAAAAAAUGUAUGCCAAUUUCAGUAUGUCAGUAAUUGAGGUUUUUAAAUGUUUGGAAGAAAAUGAAAACAGGAUUGCUGAUUUGUUCUGUAUUCUGUGACAUUCUGGUACUUCUAGAUUUGCAAUAAAUGUAUGGCUUUUUUAUUUA
Messenger RNA from Bubalus bubalis (water buffalo), 4066 nucleotides. It is a transcript of the gene SLC16A6, whose product is annotated as solute carrier family 16 member 6. Gene Ontology annotation, molecular function: monocarboxylic acid transmembrane transporter activity. The record is from RefSeq and is a predicted model, not a curated record. Gene Ontology annotation, biological process: transmembrane transport; monocarboxylic acid transport. The coding region runs from base 602 to 2152 and encodes 516 amino acids. The transcript is spliced from 6 exons. Lineage: Eukaryota; Metazoa; Chordata; Mammalia; Artiodactyla; Bovidae.